AUGGCGGACGAAGAGAAGCAGACCACCCCCAUCAAACCCCCUCUGGUUCCAAACAGCCCCCGCGCGGGGGCCGAAUCGCCAACCACUGCGCGACCACUGGAUUUCAAUGACGAGGACGAACCCCAGGAGAGCGGUGUCACCACUGCGAGCCCCAGUGAGCCUCAGCAGACCGCGACCGAGACUCCCGCAACUGCCCCUCCAAAACCACCUCGGCCUCUUGGCCCCAGGGAGCAUGCGGAGAACACUCUCAAGGAAGCUUUCCCCUCCGUGGAUGCGUCGGUCGUCAAGGCUGUUCUAGUCGCAAGCAACUGGAACGUUGAGCGAGCAUUCAAUGCGCUCCUGGGCAUGACGGAUCCCACUGCCCAAGAAGAUAUGGUUCCUCCCCCAAAACCCCCUCGCCCCUCCCAGCCUGCCACAUCUACCACUCGAAGCCAAUUGGAAGCCGAUGAACUGUAUGCCCGCCAGCUAGCGGAGCGCUACAACUCAGACGGACGCCGCCGUGCGCCGGCACCUGGAUGGGAGAAUGAUCCAAGAUACCACCGUCCCCGAGGCGGCGAGGAAGAGGAGAAGGAAUAUAACUUUUUCGAUGAUGAUCUACCUAAGAUCCAAGAGAACCUGCGCAAGGGCUUCCUGGAGACACAGUCCAAGGUCAACUCAUGGAUGACAAACUUUAAGAAGAAGUUCGAUGGCGAAGAGGAGGAGGAAGAACCUAGUCAGCAGUACCAACGGCCUCCCGCCUACGGACAGCCCCGACGAAGUGGUGACCUCGGUCGUCGCAGCGGAGACCGUGAGCGAUAUGAUGCAGACCCGCAAGUUCUUGGAGAUGACUUUUCAGCGCUCGAGCUUCGAGACUCCGAAGCGCCUCCACCCCGUCCUCCCCGCCCUGGCCAGUCCAGCCUCAAGAAGGCCACCUCUCCCUCGCCAGACCGACGGAAGGUGUCUUUCCAAGAAGGCCCACCAACAGAAAUCGAUAAUGCGGGUGUGGAGACCAAGAAAAGCCCUCCACCAAACGGCGGCAAGUCUAGCAAGUGGCAGCCACUGGCCACCGUUGAUCCAUCUCCUGUGGCCGACAACGACCCGUUCAGCCUUGGCGAUAGCGAUGAUGAGAAAGAGACCAAGCCCAAGGAACAGACCACUGAGGGCGAGCAGUCGAAACCAGCAACAGAGAAGAAGGACGAGCAAGCCUCGAAAUAG
This is a messenger RNA of Penicillium chermesinum, 1194 nucleotides long. Its product is annotated as CUE domain-containing protein. The record is from RefSeq and is a predicted model, not a curated record. NCBI's taxonomy places the organism in Eukaryota, Fungi, Ascomycota, Eurotiomycetes, Eurotiales, Aspergillaceae. Gene Ontology annotation, molecular function: ubiquitin conjugating enzyme binding; ubiquitin binding. Gene Ontology annotation, biological process: ubiquitin-dependent protein catabolic process. Gene Ontology annotation, cellular component: cytoplasm. Bases 1 to 1194 code for a protein of 397 amino acids. The transcript is spliced from 5 exons.